UAGUGCGUCAUUCGGGUCGAGUUUUCCGCGGCACCGUCCUUUAAGGCGAGAGAGGUUGUCCUCAAACAAUAGUGUUUUGCUGCUGCAGGGCUUCUCUUGUGCUGUCAGGUGAAUUCAGAGUUAGGCAAAAGUGUCGUGGAUCUAUUCUAUAAGUAUCAUACAAAUACUCGUUGGCCAAGGGAGGACGAACCAAUGAUGGAUUGUGGUGGUUUUAAGUAAUUUAACACUUCGGUUUGACGAUUCCCCAACAAACUUUACGGUGCAUCGAAAAAAGGUGGCAGGAGAUUAAACGGUAUGUUUGUUGACGACAACGUUUUUGCCGUGAAACCGUGAAUAAUAUUCAUUGUUGAUAUGUAGCGGAAAACGCCAAGAAUGAGUUAUUUGUGGUUGAAUGUAGACAAAGAAGAAGUAACCACCGCAGCAAGCGAGAAAGGAUAAAUCACAGUGAGCCUCUGCAAGAGAAUAGCAGGCGUUGAGCUACGAAGUGUACAAGUGUACCUGGGAUGCUGUAUAUGUGAAUCCCUAGUGUGGUGCGGCUAAGAGUUAUGAUGAUGUGGAUGGUGGCGAUGAUCCAUAAAUAGGGCAAAGUGGAUUUGAGAAUACGGGAGAAUAUAAAAAAGUUAUAAAAAAUUGCCCUUGAGAGAGGCUGUACAUAAAAAAAAGCUGGUUACGAUUACUGUGCAGUGCGACUAUAUAAAUUAACGAAUUUAUAUUCGGAUAUUUUAAUCUUAUAGAAGUUUAAUGAUUGAAUUAGAACUAAGUGCAAACGCCGAGAACGUGUUGAAAUCGAGUACAAGUCAAUUGGAUAAACGGUGAUUAAGAAAGCAAAUUGUAAUAGGCAGAGUAAAAGGAUUAUCAGUGCUGUGGACAGCGGGUGUGUGAAUAUUAAUUGGAUUAGCUGUUUAUGGAUUACUCCUUUGGUUUGUUACAUAAUCCACUGCACUCGGUGAAGAGAGAAGAGCUCAGCGAGAUUCAAAAGUGAGAUAUGCCAGAAAAGAAUUAAAUCGAUUGAAAUAAAAAAGACAACGAAUCUACUAUUAUCCCAACGUUGUUUCUAUUUAUAUAUCAAUGGAAUAUUCACCCUAACAACCCAUUCCAUGUUGGAUGUGCGUGCUUCUAGAUGAGCAAUAGUUAAUUAGUGUUUAGAUUUUCAACGCUCAAUCACAAUAUCAAACAUCUCCUUAAAAAUAUUUGAUAAUGUAACAAGCGCUUAAUGGUCAAUGGUUGUAAUUAGCAAAUUGAGCAAAGCAAACCCAUUGUGAAUAAAUCCAAAAUUCGUAGUGUGUGAAGUAGAAAUUAACGCUAACCAACAUAAGCUCUCAAACACACAAAAUUCAUCUCACGAAAUUGAGGAACAAACAAAUGCUACACAACUGUUGCAUAAAAAAAUGGAAGCAAAUAAUCUAGCAGCAUAAAACGCGAAAAACAAAUUUGUCAACAGGCCAUCAAAUCAAACCAGAUUGGAAGCAAUAAAACAAUAAAGCCGACAGCAGUGGACCGACCAGAUUGGAGCCCAUCGCGAGGGAAACAGCAAAUACAUCCCAUACCGGUCAUAUAGGAAGAGGGCUAUCGCCGACACCAGCGUAAAUGAAACCGUUCCAGCUCGUCCGCGCCACAUUGCCUCCGUUCGUGUUCUAAUGUCCAGCUGGUAGGCGUUGUGGAAACAUUUACUUCCUGCCAUUACAAUUUCUAUACAAACUUAGAGCUCAAGACAACCACCGCUAAGGAACAUUUACAAAGUGCAUCCCACGAAUAGUUCUGGGCCAGAACUUCCAAUUUCAAAUAAUAAAAAUAAAAGUGCUACCAAUUUUUAUAAUUUUACCUCUUCCGCUCAGCCCAUCGAACGUGUGGAAACGAGGAAACGCGCUUUCGUGAAGGAAUAUAAUAAAAUAAGACCCCGUAAUUGCUUAACCGUCGUCGUCGUUACUAACGGGCUGUACGGUAGAAUCAGCGCUUCUGGUGUACAUAUUCAAAUGUUUCCGCCGCAGUAGUCGAUCCAAAAAUUUCGUAGUGUUAUUGCAGUCUCUGGAUGAAAAGUACCUAGCGAAAAGAAAUAAAGACAACCCUGUUACAGUAGGCAAGAGCAAGGACGAAAUAUCCUAAAUAAACCAGUAGAACAAAGUUGAGAAGGUUCUUUAUGUUCCGGAAUCACAACUACCACGUAACAACCAUCAGAGUCCUCGGCCUAGCUUUUAUGCAAAACUGACGUGAGGUGCCGUAUCCUUCCUGCCUGCUGUCCAGACCGGAAUCGCAACGACCCGUACAUCAAUCAUUGUACUGGCGACGGCACCCCAAGGAUGACGAGAGUGAUGUUCGCGUUGAAUCAGCAUAGCAACAUGUGCCACUCCAAUUUAAUAUUCAUCAUCCUUUUUAUUUUAAACGAUUACGUCACAGGAGACAUCAGUACAUCAUUAGCAUUAAACAAGUUAAACUCUGGCGGAACAUUCUUCGCUGGCCCAUACUUGGACGGAAGCGGAGUCAGUAAUGUAACCACACAGAUAGGAACACAUGCAUAUCUACCAUGCAAGGUGAAACAGCUGGGGAACAAGUCAGUGUCAUGGGUACGAGUGAGGGACGACCACAUUCUCACCGUCGACAGAAUGACAUUUAUAGCCGACGAACGUUUUCAAUCAUUCUACGUAGAGAAUAGCGGCGUAUGGACGCUGCAGAUCAAAUACGUGCAGGCUCGUGACGCCGGGAUAUACGAAUGCCAGGUGUCGACAGAACCGAAAAUAAGUGCUAGAGUACAUCUGCACGUUGUUGUGCCAAGAACCGAGCUUAUUGGAGAUUCCGACCGGUAUGUAAAGGCGGGGAGUGCCGUCAUACUGCGCUGCGUCGUUCGUGGAGCCCUGGAGCCACCAUCCUAUAUCAUUUGGUACCAUGGCACCCAGCAGAUUUUCACCGAAAACCGACGAGGUUGGAAAACGCAGCUGGAUCGUGGAGCACCGGACCUGGACGGUGACAUCCACAGCACUAUUGGCUCAUUGAUCAUCGAAUCGACGAGGAAAAAAGAUUCCGGAAACUACUCGUGCAGCCCAUCGAACAGUCCACCGAUUACCGUCUCACUGCACGUCAUAAAUGGAGAAUCUUCUGCAUCGGCUGUCACAUCAUCUGCCGGGUCGCUGUUUGAUGACAGUAUAUCAAUGGUUAAGCAGAGGAACAUCCAUAUUUUAUUGCAGCAUAGGUCAUUUGUUAUGCUACUCGUUUUGGUUAUCUACGCUCAGCUAAGCUGUCGCAUGUACUAGUUAAGAGAAUUUAUCUAAGUUAAACAUUAAAAAAAACAUAUACUACAUACUGAAAUCUAGAGAGAAAAAGGAAAAAGAUGUAAAAAGACAAACACAUUGUGUAUAGGUGAGAUCUGGUACGAUCCUGGAAUUUGCUCACAACGUACAUACAUCGACUGAGAUAUUUCAAACUAACAUAAGAAAACAAAAAUGACAAAACAAAUAUUGGUCUUUGUUGCAUCCUAAAACGCCCAUUGCCGUUUUCUUUUGAGCCAACAAAAAACAUAAUUGAGUAAAAAAUAAUCCAAGCACACUGAAUUCAGUUGUAGAAACCACAACCAGCAAAAGUACAGAAUGCAUCAAACCAAAAGAUCUAGUCCAACUUUCAUUUUGCUUAACUGCAGGAGUAAAAUCGACGCACACUGCAAAAACAGGAUAUGCGUGAAUUCGCAUAUUGCUUCCCGUAACCUACUUUGAUUCUAACUGGGUAACUAUAAUGCGUUGGUAUCCGUGCAGAGAACAAAGUGUGUACAGUGUAUGCCGGAAUAUUUUUCGAUUAUUAUGAACUCUGUGUUCACGGCGUGGACAAUAAAUUGUAAAUCUUGAUUUUAUAUUCAUCUAGAUUUAUACAGUACCAGCCUGCGGCCUAUAUUAUGAUGUUCCUCUCUUCAGUUUCCUGUAUUUCACUCCACAUUCCUAUCCAACAUAAGCAACGCAAGGGAAAAUAAAAAACAUCCAGGCGCAUGGGAUGAUUGUCGAUCCGAAAAAUCCCGUCUAACUCUCGAAAAAAACAUGAAACGUGCAAGUGAAGCCCGGAAAACGCUGGCCAUCAAUUGAGCGGGUCGUUUAGUUUGAAUAACUACACAGUUGCAUGCUGGUAGGUACAUAUCAGGCCGAGUGGAAUGAGGCAAUGGCAGAAAUCAUGUGUUUGAAUUAUAGGCGAUCCGUUGGCCACUCAGCCGGGCAGCUAUUUGUUAACCCAAAUGGCACACUGCCCAGAAAAUGGCUCGUGGCAACCAUUUGUUACAACGUGUUAGGCUACAUUGACCGUUGGUAACAUUGAGUACAUUUGCAGUAGAAUCUCUCAAGUUAUGAGUUCUAAUACCAUUCAUCAAAUCGCAAUCGGUAGUCUGGUUUGGUUUGCUUUCAGCAACGAUAUCGCAUUACCAAAUCAUUCAGUUCCAAACCACUCAAUGUAAUACGUCAGCAAAACCAUUCGUUUUCGUCUGUAGGCGUUUGAAGCAAAAAAAAUUGCGGUAAUUUCUUGCAUUGGAGGUUAUCGAAAACCCUUGAGAGUUCGAGCAAGAAUUUGCAAAGAUGGACGAUAUUCGAACAACGUUAGAUCACUGCUACAUUUAAAUUUUUAAAUAUGCAAUUCAGUAUAUUAUUCGCAAUCAACUUAAUAAACCGAAUGUAUUUUCAUACAAAUUCAACUAGCGGCAACGACGCAAAGUUCUUUUGCAUAUUUCUCUGUACAUAACCUGUAAGGUAUAAAUUCAAAAAAAUUCUUCACGGUACGUAAGAAAUAGUUUUCAUUUUCGUAAUUUGUCGGUUACUUAAUUUGCGAUAGUAAUGAAAAUUGUUUCGUUUGUUUAGCGCUACGUUCCGGAAGCGAAAAUCUAGUACAGUUGUUUACAGAAGAGAUUCAAUGUAAUCUUCAUUGAUUUUUUUAAUUGAUUAAUUUUUGAAUACCGUUUUUCAAUAUGGUGCAAAACCAAUAUUGUGUUGUUCGAUGGUUCCAUGAUGUCGAAACUCAAAGUCCCUCUGAAUUGCAUAGAUUUAUUAAUCUGCAAUAAAGUCCACGGCACGCUUGACGAAACAUAUUAUUCGAAAACUGUUUGGUAAAAAUGUUAAAUUUAGCGAAUUACUUUCCAAAUACCUAUUUGAGGUUCUUAAAUAAAUAAUUUUGUUCUUACUUCGAAUACUAAUAUAUUCUGUGCUUCCAAUAUUAACAUAACAUACACUUUAGUUCCGUUAGUAAUUCAGCACAGAAUAAUCUUUGCAAAACCAUACUGUUAAUCGUUUAAUUCAAAGUUUGAUCAAUUCUCUGGCUAUUUUUUCAAGCAUGAUAUUUUAUGACGGAACAUGAAAACUGAGUUGUCAUAUUUUUUCCGGAUAACUGCAACAGAAACCCCCUUGUAUUUUCCAGUAAAUUCAUAUUCUCAGGUGUCGAAUGGCAUAAUGCUUGAAUUUUGUUUUAAAAUCAACGGAUUUAUAUGAUACUCUGCACUCGUUGAUUUACUCACGAGUCUCAACUGGGACUGGAUUUGCUGUCGCUGAACCAACUUCUGGAAAACUGUGACAAUAAAAAUACCACCGCACAUCGCAUCACCACUUCAUUCAAUCCUUCGGAAAACCCGCAGUGUUCAAUUGAUGCCAGUUGACAUUCGAUUCCAAAUGAACUUGCACAAUUCGCGGCAUUCGAUGGUAACGAUUAUUCCAACUACCCAUCCAAUGACACAAUGGUACAGUUCCGAUUAAAAAUAUUUCACUACUUCGAGUUCGUUUAGGUUAGCGCAAGAAUUAUUUUCUCUAUUGAACAGCAUUAGGCAUUAAUAUGUUAUCAUUUUAUUAAAUAGAUUUACUAAUUUCACUGAUGUAUAAUAAUUUAUCAGGUACGGUCGAAUAAAAACUUUUCAUCCGAAUAUUAGAUAAAAAAUGCAACGCACUUGAAAGAGAGAUAAUAUUACUGACCAGAACUGUACGACUUUCAAAACAGACUCCCUCCCAUGAGCUCGUGAUCCAAUUGAUGGCGUUACAAAUAAAAUCAGAUCAGUGUUCUGCAAGUAGAAACUCAAAUAUAUGUAUUCCACCGUCAUCCCAAGAGCGUGAUUCGUGAAGGGACUACCAUUCGUUGGAAUAGCGCUAUACAUUCGCGGAAAAUAAUGGGAAAAUAUACGCAGAUUUUUCCAUACGUUUUUUUUUAUCCCUAGGCUGCGCAGAAAAGUCACUCGACAGUCGUUAUUUAUCGAAUGACAAGAGUACUUGUUUGCAAUUAUUUAAAUAGUAUAAAACGAGUGACAAGCGAAUGUCACGCAAACAACACACAAAAACACAGCGAAGUGCACGUCUACUUGAACACAUAAACACUUGAAGUAACGAAAAAUAGCGCGAUUCCAGUUGUAUGCAAACGGCCAUACAACACUACGAAUGAUACAAUGAAACGUAAUUCCAUGGGCUGCCCAGUCAUACAGGAUUUAAGUAGAUCAAAUGAAGCAAAUAAUAAAUUGGUGCACUGAAAUUGUGUAAGUGCAAAUCGAGCAUGAAAGAGAACAUGACGGACAUCACUUGACACAUACGAUUGGGCAUAGUGUGAAGCAGGUUAUCAUUGCAUAACGAUAUACAAAUCAAAUACAAAAUACAGAAGGCAAACAAGCAAAUUCAAUUUUAAUGACCCAUAAACGAAAAGUUAUAAAACUGGUCGUGAAUCAAAACCAUACACACAAAAAAAAACAAGUAUAAAUUGGUAAUGGAAAAGAUAAGUAAAUUUAAAUAGUGUAGUUAUAUAUUAGUUAGGUAAUUCAUGAAAAUUAUAUUGUAAAUAUUUUUAUAUUUUAAAUUUCAGUUGAAUAAAACAAACAUAUUUUUUUUAAUAAAAAUUAAA
Malaya genurostris is the source of this 6828-nucleotide messenger RNA. RefSeq names its product zwei Ig domain protein zig-8-like. The transcript has 10 exons. Gene Ontology annotation, cellular component: neuron projection membrane. The record is from RefSeq and is a predicted model, not a curated record. The coding region runs from base 2298 to 3245 and encodes 315 amino acids. Gene Ontology annotation, biological process: synapse organization. Lineage: Eukaryota; Metazoa; Arthropoda; Insecta; Diptera; Culicidae.